AUUCAAGAAUAACGUCUUGAAUCAUAAAUGAAUCAUUUCCAUUGUGUUUUGUGAAUUUUUUUAAAUAAGUAUUUUUCUAUUUUCAUAUGAGUUAUAAGUCAGAAAUACAUUUUAUUCCACUUUGAAUUAAUGCCAUUUCUCCCAAUCUCUAAAAUUCUAGCCGCUAUCUAGGAUACGUGGGACCACGUGAGCGUCACUUGUCGUCAUUAGCGAAGCUGAUAAUACGUCGUCACUUACACUGUGUCUUCGAUCAGCGUCGUGUAUCGCGGGUUCGUUUAGUCGCGCGAACGAGUGUGAAUAAGAAAUAGAGUGGGAGUAACAGCAUUUAUAAAUACGUGAAAGAUAACAUUAAUUGUCUAAAAAAUAAUCAAUUUCUGUUUGCUUCAUUAUCUUGUGAGAACCAUACACGAAAAUGUAUCAUCUAAAUAAAAUGGUCCGGUCCAAAGGACCACUGAAGCAAGUGCCGGUUGCUGACAUUCCUGGAAUCUUAACGCGUGUUGUGCCGGCGGCGAUUCAAACCCGCGGCUAUGCUGAACAUCAAAUCCCGGAUCGUUUAAAGGACAUUCCCACAGCUGACAACCCUAAGUUUUUCAACAUGGUCGAGUACUUUUUCCAUCGCGCCUGCCAAGUUAUUGAAGAUAAGCUGGUUGAAGAUGUUGGCAAACGAUCAAGGAUGACUAUUGAUGAAAAAAAGAAGAAAGUUAAAGGAAUUUUAACAUUAAUGGAACCUUGCGAUCAUAUUUUGGAAACAACUUUCCCUAUCAGACUAGAUUCUGGAGAUUAUGAGAUGAUUACUGGUUAUAGGGCUCAGCAUUCCACUCAUCGAACACCUUGCAAAGGCGGUAUUCGAUUUUCUAUGGAUGUAAACAGGGAUGAAGUCAAAGCCUUAUCUGCUCUGAUGACUUUCAAAUGUGCUUGUGUUGAUGUUCCUUUUGGUGGUGCUAAAGCUGGAAUCAAGAUUGAUCCUAAAAAAUACUCUGAACAUGAAUUAGAACAGAUUACACGUCGAUUUACUUUAGAAAUGGCAAAGAAAGGUUUUAUUGGACCUGGUGUUGAUGUACCUGCCCCAGAUAUGGGAACAGGAGAAAGAGAGAUGUCCUGGAUUGCUGAUACUUAUGCCAAAACUAUUGGACACCAAGACAUCAAUGCCCAUGCCUGUGUUACUGGGAAACCAAUCAAUCAAGGAGGUAUUCAUGGUCGUAUAUCUGCUACUGGUCGAGGAGUUUUCCAUGGUUUGGAGAAUUUCAUUAAUGAAGCAAAUUAUAUGGGAAUGAUUGGUACAACCCCAGGAUGGGGUGGUAAGACAUUUAUCGUCCAAGGUUUUGGUAACGUUGGUCUUCAUACAAUGAGGUAUCUACAUCGUGCUGGUGCUAUAUGUACGGGAGUAAUAGAGCAUGAUGGCGCUAUUGUUAACCCUGAAGGAAUCGAUCCUAAAGCUCUUGAAGACUACAGAAUUGAAAAUGGAACAAUCAUUGGUUUCCCUGGUGCAGAGCCAUACACUGGUGAAAACCUUAUGUACGAACCUUGCGAUAUUUUUGUACCAGCUGCUACUGAGAAAGUUAUAACCAAACAUAACGCUGCAAAAAUUCAAGCGAAAAUCAUUGCUGAGGCUGCUAACGGACCGACAACGCCUGCGGCUGAUAAAAUACUUAUUGAAAGAAACGUUCUUGUUAUUCCUGAUUUGUACAUUAAUGCUGGUGGUGUCACCGUUUCCUUUUUCGAAUGGCUUAAAAACUUAAAUCAUGUUUCUUACGGACGUCUCACAUUCAAAUACGAAAGGGAAUCUAAUUAUCAUUUAUUAGAAUCUGUUCAGGAGUCUUUGGAACGUAGGUUUGGUAGAGUUGGUGGUCGUAUUCCCGUUACGGCAUCAGAAGCAUUCCAAAAACGUAUCUCUGGUGCUUCAGAAAAAGACAUUGUCCAUUCAGGUCUCGACUAUACUAUGGAACGUUCUGCAAGAGCCAUCAUGAAGACUGCUAUGAAGUUUAACUUAGGUCUAGACUUAAGGACAGCAGCUUAUGCAAAUUCAAUUGAGAAAAUCUUCACUACGUAUUCUGAAGCUGGUCUUACCUUCUAAAUGAUAGUGAUGAUUGAAUCAAGCAUUCUUAGCAGCAUCCUCAGUGAUAAAACAGAAACAACUGCAGUUUCAUACAAUCAGCCAGUAUUUAAUAAUAUUAUCAAUGAUACUCUGCCAUUUAAAGACGAAAAAGAGCAAUGUUUUUUUUGUUUAAUCGUCUAUUUAAUACUGAAACAGAUAUUUUUAAUAGAUAAAGCAAAAAUUAUAUUAAGUCACAUUACUUUAUCAUGCUGUACGACAACUCAAAGUUAAACACUAAAAUGAAUAAUCAAAAAUCAAUCGAAACAUUCACGAAAGCCAGUUUUUUAUAUUACCAAUUUUAAUAAAGAGUUUUUCAAUUUUUAAUGAACUAUGUAACUUGCAUUGCUUAUGCCAGUUUUUAACAAUCUUUUUGAUUAUCAAAAAGUCACCUCUUAAAUAAUAGUUACAUUGUUUUUGAUUUAUAAAGGAAGUAUACAAACAUUAUGCUCAAGCGAUUGUAAUUUUAAUAUCGCCGUGAGGCACCGUGUAUUAUACAAUAUUUACACUAAACUGUUAAAGCUGCUGUCAGCAUUAUGUUGAUAUUAAAUGCACAUUCAAGUGCAACAAUGAAA
This is a messenger RNA of Chelonus insularis, 2667 nucleotides long. It is a transcript of the gene Gdh, whose product is annotated as glutamate dehydrogenase, mitochondrial. Gene Ontology annotation, biological process: L-glutamate catabolic process. Gene Ontology annotation, molecular function: L-glutamate dehydrogenase (NAD+) activity. Gene Ontology annotation, cellular component: mitochondrion. NCBI's taxonomy places the organism in Eukaryota, Metazoa, Arthropoda, Insecta, Hymenoptera, Braconidae. The transcript has 6 exons. The record is from RefSeq and is a predicted model, not a curated record. Bases 413 to 2074 code for a protein of 553 amino acids.